Molecule: messenger RNA, 1566 nt
Organism: Solanum dulcamara
Lineage: Eukaryota; Viridiplantae; Streptophyta; Magnoliopsida; Solanales; Solanaceae
Exons: 2
Coding region: 1-1566 (521 amino acids)
Molecular function (GO): RNA-DNA hybrid ribonuclease activity; nucleic acid binding
Source: RefSeq, a predicted model, not a curated record
AUGCCUUUCGGACUCAAGAAUGUAGGAGCAACAUACAUGAGAGUUAUGACUACCAUUUUUCAUGACAUGAUCCAUAAGGAGAUUGAAGUCUAUGUAGAUGAUGUCAUUAUCAAGUCACAAAAUAGCUCAAAUCACCUCACAGAUUUGAAGAAGUUCUUUGAUAGGUUGAGGCGGUAUAAUCUGAAAUUAAAUCCUGCGAAGUGUGCAUUUGGUGUCCCUGCUGAAAAAUUGUUGGGUUUCAUUGUGAGUAGGAAGGGCAUAGAAUUGGAUCCUUCAAAGAUAAAGGCUAUUCAAGACUUGCCCCCUCUAAAAAGUCGAAAGGAUGUAAUGAGUUUUCUUGGUCGACUAAAUUACAUUAGUCGAUUCAUUACACAGUCGACUAUAAUUUGUGAACCAAUCUUCAAGUUGUUGAGGAAAGAUGCUGCUAUUAAAUGGACUGAAGAUUGUCAACAAGUUUUUGACAAAAUCAAGGAGUACUUAUCUAGUCCACCCGUCUUGGUGCCUCCAAAACCGGGGAGACCAUUACUACUAUAUAUGUCAGUAUCGGACAAUGCAUUUGGAUGUGUGUUAGGACAACAUGAUGAAACUGGGAGGAAAGAACAGAAGGCCAUCAAAGGACAAGAGCUUGCUGAUCAUCUUGCUGAAAACCCUGUGGAUAAAGAAUACGAACCUCUUAAAACUUAUUUCCCUGAUGAAGAGGUGUUAUUUGUUGGAGAGGAUAUUUUAGAAGAAUAUCAUGGGUGGAGGAUGUUCUUUGAUGGUGCUGCAAAUUCUAAAGGAGUCAGUGCUGGGGCAGUGCUUGUCUCAGAAUCAGGUCAACAUUAUCUAGUCUUAGCAAAAUUCAAGUUUCUAUGCACUAACAAUAUGGCGGAGUAUGAGGCUUGUAUUCUUGGACUCAGAAUGGCUGUUGAUAUGAAUAUACAAGAAUUGUUGGUUAUAGGUGACUCAGACUUAUUGAUUCACCAGGUACAAGGCGAAUGGAGCACCAAGAAUGUGAAGAUACUCCCCUAUUUGCAAUGUGUGAAGGAAAUAUGCAAGAAAUUUAUCAAGAUAGAGUUCAGGCAUAUUCCUAGAGCUCAAAAUGAAUUCGCAGAUGCCUUGGCAACCAUGUCUUCUAUGAUUCAACAUCCAGACAAGAAUUACAUAGAUCCAAUCAAAAUCAAUGUGCAGGAUCAACCGGCCUAUUAUUUCCAUAUGGAUGAAGAAAUGGAUGGAGAACCAUGGUACUAUGACAUUGUGAGGUAUCUCAAAGAAGGAGAUUAUCCAGAAGGCAUAAGCAAUAUUCAAAAGAGAACACUGUGGAGGCUUGCAAAUCACUUUUUCUUAAGUGGAGAAAUCCUUUAUAAGAGGACUCUAGAUUUAGGAUUAUUAAGGUGUGUUGACUCCCAACAGGCGAGCAAGUUGAUUGAAGAAAUACAUGGGGGCACAUGUGGGCCACACAUGAAUGGCUUUACUUUGGUGAAGAAGAUUUUGCGAGCCGGAUAUUUCUGGAUGACUAUGGAAAUAUACUGCAUUCGCUUCGUGAGGAAAUGUCAUCAAUGUCAGAUUCAUGGUGAUUUGAUCUGA